Messenger RNA from Rubroshorea leprosula, 1832 nucleotides. The record is from the annotation of a GenBank genome assembly. NCBI's taxonomy places the organism in Eukaryota, Viridiplantae, Streptophyta, Magnoliopsida, Malvales, Dipterocarpaceae.
ACAGCUCAAGUAUACUGAGCUCAAUUAUCAUGGAUAGAUACAUAUAAAUGAACAAUAUUAAUAUAUUGGAGAUACCAUCAUUCAUCAAGACUAUGACACAUUCGGCUUACUGCAGAUCAGGUUUCUUGCACUGCCAGCCUAAAAUUUGAAGACAAACCAUCUCAAGAUGCAACAAACAGAAAGAACUUAUUAACUUCAAACAUAUACAGAAAUGGCACAAGGAGAGAAUCCAUAUCCAUAAACAAAAUGACAGAUUCUGAGAAGUGAGCACUGCUUAUUACCCUUUCCUGUCUGCUCAAGGAGGCAUGUAGUUUCUGUUUCUGCACCUCUCUCUGCUGUCUAGAUACCCAACUAAACCCAUCUCAAGACAUGCUAUGUCCUUCAGUGACGAAUUCUUCACCACUGAAAAGGCCUUUUCCCGUUGAAUCCUAAGCCAUGCAUAGAACACAGAAAAGUGAUGGAAAGAAAAUGAUGAUACUUGAAAUGAUCUGGAUUUUCUCAAGCCUACUAAACAGCAACGGCUGUAGAGACCACUGAAGAGAGAUUAAUGACUAGUACCUUCUCGAGGCGGAUGGCGUGGACGGCUUCGUGGCCGGAAGUAUUAAAGGUGGAGGAAGAAGAGCGACGGUUCCUAGUUGUAGAACUUGCGCCGGAGGUGGUUGUGGAGCAGUGGACGAGAAAAGCAACGGCUGUAGAGACCACUGAAGAGAGAUUAAUGACUAGUACCUUCUUAAGGCGGAUGACGUGGACAGCUUCGCGGCCGGAAGUAUUAGAGGUGGAGGAAGAAGAGCGAUGGUUCCUAGUUGUAGAACUCGCACCGGAGGUGGUUGUGGAGCAGUGGACGAGAAAAGCUAAAUAUAUCCGUUUACAGAAAGAGAAGGGAGAGGAGAGAUCUGGGUUUUCUCAGGCUUGCUGAACCAACAAUGGCUAUAGAGACCACUGAAGAGAGAUUAAUUCCAGUACCUUCUUGAGCGUUUUUUUCUCUUCUUUUCUUUGCAUCUUGAUGUUUUUAUUUCUGUUUUUAUUUUUUUUUUUUCUAUUUUUUUUUUUCAAUUUUCGUUUCGAUUUCUGCCCGUUGAUGUAUAAAAUGAACAUGCAAUGAGCGGUAGCUUUUGGUUUUGUUUUCGUCUCUAGCCUUUACUCACCGCCGCCACCUUUAGAUACUGGUGCGGUGGUGUGUAGAGGCUUUGGAUGAACGCCAUUGGUGCAAUGCCGUUGAUGAUUUGCUCAAAAGCUAUGAGAUCUGAGGGCUCUGCUGUAGUUUUAUCACUUUAAAGGGUACCCAUUUGUCUAAGUAUGAAGUUGGAUGAUGAAAUAUGCACUGGGCUCUGAGCAGUUCUAUUCACUGCAAUAUUGAUGUACAUCCUGCCUAGAAAGCUUAUCUGACCACUUUCCAUUGUUAUAUGUUGAAAAGGUUAUGUUUUGGCAGUGAUUUUGUUGCAUAUGGGUGUUGGUAGAGAAUAAUAAGGAUGGGAAUGAAGAAACAUUAUGGAUCACAUCUCAUUGAACCAGUUGGCAGCUUUUGAUCUCUAUCUGUUCUUGACUACCUACAUGUGGCCUCUCAUUCUGUUUCUUGUUCGGUGGAAGCAAAGUCAGGAAACCUGCAUGUAUGGUGAUUCUGUGAAUAACAUUAUUGAUGCAAUGGUUUUGAUAAUGCUUAUACUAGUAACCUGGAAAUGGUCUGGCUCCCUUUGGCUUACCAAAAAAACUAGUCUGGGAUACAAUCAAUGGAAUCCAAGCAAUUUCAAUCUCGUUAAUAUUUUGCGCUAUUAGACUUUUUUUUUUUUUCUUGGAUGUUGGUUGCAUAAUGAGAGAUAAUUAUUUUUUAUUUU